This is a messenger RNA of Homalodisca vitripennis (glassy-winged sharpshooter), 1125 nucleotides long. RefSeq names its product CLIP domain-containing serine protease 2-like. Gene Ontology annotation, biological process: proteolysis. Lineage: Eukaryota; Metazoa; Arthropoda; Insecta; Hemiptera; Cicadellidae. The record is from RefSeq and is a predicted model, not a curated record. The transcript is spliced from 6 exons. The coding region runs from base 16 to 1005 and encodes 329 amino acids. Gene Ontology annotation, molecular function: serine-type endopeptidase activity.
UACGACUUGGUUAAGAUGCAGCUCUCCACUAUCAAGUUACUUUUAACACUAACAGCGGUUGUGGUCUGCUGUGAAGCGGCUGCUUCUAAGUAUCCUCCGCAUCAAUCAAAGUUUAUGAGACAUCGCAACUGGAAGCUUCUGCCUCAUAACCAGUGUGGUGAAACACCGAUAUUAAUGCAAUCCAAGAUCGUGGGCGGAAAUCAUGCCAGAGUCGGGCAGUUUCCAUGGAUGGUUGGUUUGUUAGAAACAGAAAGGAAAACGAAGAAAUCUACAAUCUAUUGUGGUGGAACACUAAUCAACGAUAGAUACGUUGUUACAGCAGCUCAUUGUAUCAUCGGUCUACCAAAACUGUACGUCUACUGUAUGCGUGUAUAUAAGCAAUACGUAGUUCUCGGUGAGCACAACCAGGACACUGACAUAGAUUGCGACAGAUACCGCUGCUCCGGGCCAGCUCGUAAAGUGAGAGUUCAGAAAACGGUCUGCCAUCCAUCUUACUCUUCCAACUACAGUAACUUAGGAUUACACGAUAUAUGUCUUAUCCGUUUAAGUACAAGAAUCGUAAAGUAUGACGAAUUUAUUCGUCCAAUAUGCUUGCCCACGUACCAGAUGUUAGAAGGCCGAAGCUUCAGUGGAAUGAAAAUGGAAACUGCAGGUUGGGGCUGGGCAGCACCUGGCCAUCCAUAUACCAAGAUUUUGAGAGUGGUUACAGUCCCAGUAAUUUCUGAAAAAGAGUGCAAGCGCUGGGUUUAUGAUGUCGUAAAGUCUCAGAUCUGCGCAAAAGGUGACAAUGGAAAGGACAGUUGUACAGGUGACUCGGGAGGUCCUUUGAUGGGAAGAGUGGCGAAACCAAAUGGAAUAGGAUAUUUCUCAGUUUUGAUUGGCAUCACUUCAUUUGGAGAAUCAAAGAAAACACGAGUAGGCCACGUACUUUGUGGUGACCAUAUUGGCGUUUAUGUUAGGGUUUCUGAGUAUAUUCAGUGGAUCUUAAACAACAUAAGAGAGUGAAUACAAUGUUGUCAUAAUAUUGUAACUUGAGAGUUGUGUUUUUUUCAAAAAUGUUAUUAUUACAACAUUUUGUGUUACUAACCACUUAAAAAAGAAAUAAAUUGAUGAUAAAAUGUGAGA